Messenger RNA from Elaeis guineensis (African oil palm), 1540 nucleotides. Its product is annotated as WRKY transcription factor WRKY76. Gene Ontology annotation, molecular function: sequence-specific DNA binding; DNA-binding transcription factor activity. The record is from RefSeq and is a predicted model, not a curated record. Gene Ontology annotation, biological process: regulation of DNA-templated transcription. NCBI's taxonomy places the organism in Eukaryota, Viridiplantae, Streptophyta, Magnoliopsida, Arecales, Arecaceae.
AGUCCAUUAGUCACCAUCUCAAGAAGAAGUUCGAUUGCAGAAUUUUCUCAUCUUUUGUGUUCUUUUCGUGACAUCAACAAGGGUGACGUUUUCAUUAAAAAACAAGGCUGACGUUUGGCGGAUGAGAUCAUAAUAUGAGACACGCAUAGAUACUUGAUACCAGACAACCAGCCAGUUUGCUGCACCAUUAAUGGAGUCGGCGCGGAUGGAUCCCCCCUCCCUGAGUCUCGACCUCGGUGUUGGACCUCUCCGGUUGCCCGAACAUACUCCGAUUGGACAGAGGAAGCUUCAAACCAAUCCCAUGCACGUCGAAAGGAGUGCUUCAUUCAAAGAUGAGGCCGAAGAUUUGGAGGCUAAGUUGAAUCGGAUGAGCGAGGAGAACAAGAAGUUGAAUGAGAUGCUUGGUAGCAUGUAUGCCGACUACAGCACCCUCCGGAGCCAGCUUUUUGAUCUCAUGAGCACUUCUCCUAAAGAGAAAGGGUUGGUUUCGCCAUCGAGAAAGAGGAAGAGCGAAAGCCUUGAGACGAUCAGUUUCGAUGACAUGACUUACGAGAGGACUGAUGGCAUUAGCAAUCGUGUUGAGAGUACAUCGAGAGAAGAUCCAUGCAAGAGAUUUAGGGAAGAUCCUAAGCCCAAGAUCUCAAAGGCUUAUGUGAAGACAGACCCGUCUGAUACGACCCUGGUGGUGAAAGAUGGGUAUCAAUGGAGGAAGUAUGGUCAGAAAGUUACCAGAGACAAUCCUUCUCCUAGAGCUUACUUUAGAUGCUCCUUUGCCCCUUCAUGUCCUGUUAAGAAGAAGGUUCAAAGGAGUGCUGAAGAUACAUCGAUCAUAGUAGCGACAUAUGAAGGCGAGCACAACCAUGUUCACCCUUCACAGACUGAACUAGCCCAUGGUUCUUGCCACAAUGGAUCACUGCCAUGCUCUGUCUCUAUCAACUCUUCAGGUCCGACCAUCACCCUUGACCUCACACAGCAAGGGUUGUCACCAGGAGGGAGUGCUUCCAGGGAAAUUGAGUCGCCAGAAUUCCAAAGGCUUUUGGUCGAGCAGAUGGCCUCAUCACUGACAAGAGAUCCAAAUUUUACAGCUGCGCUUGCGACCGCAAUCUUUGGAAGAAUUCUUCAGCAUCCACCUGCUUAAACUCAGUGUCUACCCUUGAACUCUGUAAUUGAUGUUCUUCAUUAAAAAAAGAAAAGAGAAAAAAAAAAAAAGGAAAGAAGAAGAAGAAGAAGAACUCUGUAUUCGUUCCCAUGGGCGUGGACAAGACCUUGUUAUAAUCAAUGCUUACACAUAUUUGGAUGAGGGGUUCUCAUUCAGAAUCACCCAUCAAAAUGGUUUGCGAGUUAAUUAAAAUCAAAUAUAAAUGAAGAUUGAGAGGGUCAUAGAAGCAUGUUUUGUCAUAAAGAAUCGGCAACAUCAGAUUAAAGGAAAAAAUAGAUGUUGAUAUGCCUAGCAUUCUGAUCCCGGAUUUGAUCUUGAAGGUCCAUUUACCACUGUAUUCUUCAUUUUUUUAAUUAAAGAAUGCUUAACAUUUUGUUUUGA